CCGUUGAAAAUCCUGUUGAGAAUGGAAUCUCAGUAACUCCCUUUGUUGAACAACUUCUUUAAUGCAAAAGGGAUGUUCCAUAUUGUUCUGUGUGCAUUGUGCUGUGAAUGUGUGGGUGCCGUACCAGUCCUUUCCCUCGACCAUGCAAGAGAAAACACCAAACAUGUAAUUAUAUAUCCUUUUUCAAGUAAAAUCCAUAUUUUGAACCCAAUAUUGUGCUCUAACAAAAAGGUAAACAUGUGCCAGUACCCUGACAUAUUCCUGUGUUCAUUUGAAUAACAAUACUUUGUUUGUCAAGAGGUAGUAUAAAAAGCUUGGGAAGCAUAUGGAAUCUCUCCAACGGAGACCAUGGGCAAGAUUGUUUUUUACGAGGACAAAAAUUUUCAAGGUCGUAGUUAUGAGUGCAGCAACGACUGCACAGACCUGCACACUUACUUCAGUCGCUGCAACUCCAUUAGAGUAGAGAGUGGCUGUUUCAUGAUCUAUGAGCGUCCAAAUUAUAUGGGCCACCAGUAUUUUAUGAAACGAGGCGAUUAUUCUGACUACCAGAGAUGGAUGGGCUUCAGUAGCUGUAUUCGAUCCUGUCGCCAGAUACCAAUGUACCGGGGACCAUACAGACUGAGGAUCUAUGAGAAGGCUGACUAUGGAGGUCACAUGAUGGAAUUCAUGGAUGACUGCCCCUGUGUGUCUGACCGUUUCCACCAUCGGCAUGUGUACUCCUGUAACGUGAUGAAUGGCUACUGGAUCUUCUAUGAAUAUCCAAACUACAGAGGGAGACAGUACUUCCUGAAACCCGGGGAAUACAGGAGAUACCGAGACUGGUGUGCUACCUGCGCCAUUGUGGGCUCCUUCAGACGAGUCACCGAUUAUUAGCCAUUCUGCUUGCACUUAUUUAUAUGAACUGUUCAUUUCCUGUUUAUAAGCAUAACUGUUUAUAAACAUUUUGAUUUUUCACUUCUUGUGCCUGGAUAUAAAAAUAAAUGACAAUA
Messenger RNA from Megalobrama amblycephala (Wuchang bream), 989 nucleotides. Its product is annotated as gamma-crystallin M2-like. The record is from RefSeq and is a predicted model, not a curated record. Gene Ontology annotation, molecular function: structural constituent of eye lens. The transcript has 3 exons. The coding region runs from base 349 to 873 and encodes 174 amino acids. Gene Ontology annotation, biological process: visual perception; lens development in camera-type eye. Lineage: Eukaryota; Metazoa; Chordata; Actinopteri; Cypriniformes; Xenocyprididae.